Molecule: messenger RNA, 2022 nt
Organism: Cucurbita maxima (winter squash)
Lineage: Eukaryota; Viridiplantae; Streptophyta; Magnoliopsida; Cucurbitales; Cucurbitaceae
Product: protein trichome birefringence-like 11
Exons: 4
Coding region: 362-1693 (443 amino acids)
Cellular component (GO): Golgi apparatus
Molecular function (GO): O-acetyltransferase activity
Source: RefSeq, a predicted model, not a curated record
CUUCCUCUCUUUCUCUCUCCUCUGUUUCUCUCUCUUCCCAUUUAACAAAUUACAGUAAGCAACCGCACCACUUUCUAAUCCCAACCCACUUUCUUCUCCAUUUUGAAGUUGUUGUUCUUAGUCAUCUUCUUCAUUUCAUUAUAAUCUGUUCAUAAAGUGAAACCCAAAAAGAAGUAAAGUGGGGAAGAAGAUUUUUGUUGUUUAUUCUUCCGCCAUGAAUGCUUCCUUGCUUCCUUAACACCCAUAUCUCUCUUUCCCCUCUUUUUUCUUUUCAAAUCCCUCCAUUCAUUACUUCUCUAAACUGACCUACCAAGCAAAACAACUUCGAUUUCAUGAUUAUUCCCUCUUUGUUUACCCUUCAAUGUCUAAUAACCCUUCUCUGAUUCUUCUUGAAGCCAUGGCGUUCACUGAAGUCUGCAAUAAACUGAAGCGAUUGAGGCUGUUUGAGCCAUCGAUUGCGGUUUUGGGCUUCUUUUUUGUAUCGGUUUGUUUGAUUUGUGGGUUCUUUUACUUGGAUUUUAGAACUGCUUCUAAAGGGUUUGUGUUUGCGCUUCGAUCAGAGAGAUUUAAUUGGUUGAGAAAUGAAAAUUUGAGUCAGAUUCGUAAGGUUGAGUUUCUUUCUGAAGAGGGAAAUGGAUGUGAUGUGUUUGAUGGAGAUUGGGUUUGGGAUGAUUCUUAUCCUUUGUAUGAGUCUAUGAACUGCCCAUUUGUGGAUCAAGGCUUUCGCUGCUCUGAAAAUGGCCGCCCUGAUUUGUUAUACACUAAAUGGAGAUGGCAACCUAAGCUUUGUAACUUGCCCAGAUUCAACGCGACGUUCAUGUUAGAGAAACUAAGAAACAAACGGAUGGUGUUCAUCGGCGACUCGAUCGGACGAAACCAAUGGGAAUCUCUUCUAUGUAUGCUAUCAUCUGUAGUCCCAAACAAAGAGUCCAUAUAUGAAGUGAAUGGCAGCCCCAUUACAAAGCACAAGGGAUCCUUAGUGUUCAAAUUCAAGGAUUUCAACAGCACUGUUGAGUAUUACAGAGCUCCCUUUCUCAUCUUGCAGAGCCGGCCUCCUUCAGGGGCCUCUCAAGCCAUCAAGACUACCCUUAAGCUAGAUCAAAUGGAUUGGUCCUCAGCCAAGUGGAAAAAUGCUGAUGUUUUGGUGUUCAACACAGGGCAUUGGUGGAACUAUGAGAAGACCAUAAGAGGAGGCUGUUACUUCCAAGAAGGAAAUGAGGUAAAGAUUGGAAUGAAGAUCAAUGAUGCGUAUCAGCGGUCGCUUGAGACCGUGAUGCAUUGGAUCAACAACGAACUAGACUCGAAAAAAACGAAGGUUUUUUUUCGAAUGUUCGCCCCGGUUCAUUUUCGAGGUGGAAAUUGGAGGACUGGUGGGAAUUGUCACUUGGAAGCUCUACCUGAGCUCGGUUCUUCGCUCGUUCCUCCUGAAACAUGGUCACAUUUCAGGCUAGCUAAUGCUAUCCUUUCAAGUUACCCGACCGUGCAAAACACAACGAAAUUAGAGAUACUAAAUGUAACUCAAAUGACUGCACGGAGAAAGGAUGGGCAUUCGUCACUUUACUACCUCGGUCGCGAUGUUGGUCCUGCGCCUCUUCAUCGACAGGAUUGUAGUCAUUGGUGUUUGCCUGGGGUUCCUGAUGUGUGGAAUGAACUUCUUUAUGCACUGUUCUUGAAGCAUGAAUGGAACUCUUGAUGCCAAACAGGUAUCCGUAACUUAUGGACAUAUCGAGUCGGUCGGUUGGUCGUCUUCCUGCAAGAACCGUUUUGAAUUUACGAAGAACAUUGAUGAUUACUGAAGCUUUACAGAGAAGUGAUUGAAUCAGCUUACAGAAAUGCAAGCAGAAGCCAAGUCAACAUUCUUCAUUAGUUUUGGAAGCAGCCAAAAUUUUUGGACAGCCAGGGGCAUACUUGGAAUAAACAGCAUAGUUUUUCCUUUUUUUGUACAUAUUUAGUGCUAAAUUUGUAACAUUACAAUGUAAAAGGUCUUUCCAAGGUAAUUUAAUGGCUUCUAUUCAAACUUUC